Messenger RNA from Phycomyces blakesleeanus NRRL 1555(-), 255 nucleotides. RefSeq names its product Homeodomain-like DNA binding domain-containing transcription factor. NCBI's taxonomy places the organism in Eukaryota, Fungi, Mucoromycota, Mucoromycetes, Mucorales, Phycomycetaceae. The transcript has 2 exons. The coding region runs from base 1 to 255 and encodes 84 amino acids. The record is from RefSeq and is a predicted model, not a curated record.
AUGCCCAAAGAACAAGCUCGUUUAGUCCGUGGUCCUUACCAAAAACUUUCUGAAUUCAGAAAAGGCAUCAUAAUUGGCCUUUACAAGAGUGGAAUGAUUGUCGCCAAAAUCGCUGUAAUGGAGAAUGUAUCUCGAUACACCAUCACUCGUAUUAUAGACAAAUUCAAGCGAACUGGCUCAGUAGCCGACAAUAAGUCUCCUGGAAGACCAAAGAUAACUACUCAAGAUAAAAAACAACAGCAACAACGACAAUGA